This is a messenger RNA of Labeo rohita (rohu), 883 nucleotides long. RefSeq lists its product as uncharacterized. NCBI's taxonomy places the organism in Eukaryota, Metazoa, Chordata, Actinopteri, Cypriniformes, Cyprinidae. The transcript is spliced from 4 exons. The record is from RefSeq and is a predicted model, not a curated record. Bases 28 to 861 code for a protein of 277 amino acids.
GGAAAUUAAGGACCGUUUUAUUUUAAAAUGUUCAGUAAAAUGCUGAAGAAAAGGUUCAACAUGUUUAUUUUCUUCUGCUUGUGGAGCAUCUCUGGUGUGUUUGGUGUUGGUGAAGUGGAGUCAGUGUCAGUGACCGAGGGAGAAUCAGUCACUCUAAACCUUGAUAUUACUAAAACACAGGAAGGUGAACUGAUAUGGAGGUUUGAACAGAUUCUCAUAGCUACAUUCAACAUACAGAACAAUGAAAGUGAAUGUCAUGAUAAUACUGCUGGUGGGAGAUUCAGAGACAGACUGGAGCUGGAUCAGAAUGGAUCUCUGAUCAUCACAAACACCACAACUCAACACACUGGACUUUAUGGAGUAUACAACAGGAGUGACAUCAAUAUCAACAUAUUCAGUCUUACUGUGUAUGCUCGUCUGCCUGUUCCUGUCAUCAUCAGUGACUCUGUAAAAAGUUCAUCAUCAUCAUCAGAGCAGAGUUGUUCAUUAGUGUGUUCAGUGGUGAAUGUGAGUGAUGUGACUUUCUCCUGGUACAAAGGAAAUUAUUUAUUUUCCAGCAUCAAAAUGUCUGAUUUCAACAUCAGUCUGUCUCUACGUCUGGAGAUUGAGUGUCUGGAUGAUUCCUACAGCUGUGUGAUCAACAACCCCAUCAGAAACCAGACUCAACAUCUCAACAGCACUGAGCUCUGUCAGCCGUGUCCAGAAACUCUUCACUGUUGUGGUUUUACUGAAGCUGUGAUCCGAUUGGUUCUCUCUGCUCUGGUGGGCGUGGCUGCUGUUGCUUUUCUGUUUUAUGACAUCACAUCCAGACGUCUUCAACAGAAGAAGAGUCUGCAGACAUCACAAUCACACACUGAUUAAUCACAUACUUACAGUGGAGAUG